Molecule: messenger RNA, 1117 nt
Organism: Elaeis guineensis (African oil palm)
Lineage: Eukaryota; Viridiplantae; Streptophyta; Magnoliopsida; Arecales; Arecaceae
Product: ethylene-responsive transcription factor ERF013
Biological process (GO): regulation of DNA-templated transcription
Molecular function (GO): DNA-binding transcription factor activity; DNA binding
Source: RefSeq, a predicted model, not a curated record
CACUUCUAAUGGCAUGUGUCGCGGACUGAUCUCCUCUAUAAAUAAGCUUGCCAUCCUCCUUUCUUCCUCCUUCAUUCAACGAAGGCAGCCAUAGCUUGAGCCCAGAAACGGGAGAGAGAGAGAGAGGUACAACACUCAAACACCAUCCAUCCAUCCAUGGUGAAGAGCAGCAGCAGGGUAACUGACACUCCAAAUGGCUCCAUUGGAGUCUAUAAUGACCCCAGCCAUAACAGCAUCCCGCCAAAGCUAGGCAGCAAUGGGAAAAAGCAGUACAAGGGGGUGAGGAUGAGGAGUUGGGGUUCAUGGGUCUCUGAGAUCAGAGCACCAAACCAGAAGACCAGGAUAUGGCUGGGCUCCUACUCAACCCCAGAGGCCGCAGCCCGGGCCUACGACGCAGCCCUCCUCUGCCUCAAGGGCUCUUCCGCCAGCCUCAAUUUCCCCACCUCCAAACCCCUCCACCUUCCCACCACCCUCAUGUCCCCAAAGUCCAUCCAAAGAGUGGCCGCCGCCGCCGCCCAUGCCACCACUGCUUUCGCACACCCUGAGACCCUCCCACCACCCUCCCUCCCCUCCUCAUUGCCAUCGCCGUCACCUUCCUCCGAUAUCACCAAUGAUGACUCAUUGGUGAUGAGCUCGCGAGGCAGCAUGACAAGCCUAGUGGAAGAAGGAUGGUGCACUACUGAACAUGAGUUACACGAUCCAUCUGAAUCAUCGAUCGACUUCGAGGCCUUCUUCCAGUCUCCAAAGUGCAUGGAUUAUAUGCUGAAUCCAUGCGCCUUCUUUGCUCCACAAAUGGAGGAGUGGGACGAGGAAGGCGACAUUAAUCUUUGGAGCUUCUGCUGAUCUUGUCCCAUGAUCUUCUUCUCCUUUGCUUCUUUUCAUUAAGGUGAUAUCAGGAGGGGAAACUACUGACUGUAAGUGACUGCAUGGUCAUAAUUUAUUUGAUUUAUUUCUAAGCAAGGAGAAACUCCCAUGGAGCUACAUGUUUUAAGGCUGUUCCCUGGGGUUUCUGUAUCCAAAUAUACGUAAAUUCCUCUAUGUAUCAACUGUGUGCAAGUAUAUGGAAUGAGAGGUUUGUUUAUUUUUGAUCCUUUGAUCGAUACAUUCUGUUUUGCUA